Adineta ricciae is the source of this 209-nucleotide messenger RNA. The record is from the annotation of a GenBank genome assembly. Lineage: Eukaryota; Metazoa; Rotifera; Eurotatoria; Adinetida; Adinetidae.
AGCGUUUAUUCCAUCUCGUAUUUUGUCAAGAGAAGGGGUCGGUACAAAGUCACGAUAUACCAAAAGCUAAGAUUCUUGCACUUCUACAAGCUGGCUUAACGUAUUCAUAUAUUCGAAAUGAAUUGAGUGCUUCGAAAGGUUGUAUCACGAAUAUUGUAAAAGAGGAAAAACAAAGUUUACCAUUGAAAAAUCGCUCUGGGCAAGACUAA